Diprion similis is the source of this 826-nucleotide messenger RNA. RefSeq names its product cytochrome b5-like. Gene Ontology annotation, molecular function: heme binding. The transcript has 4 exons. Lineage: Eukaryota; Metazoa; Arthropoda; Insecta; Hymenoptera; Diprionidae. Gene Ontology annotation, cellular component: intracellular membrane-bounded organelle; membrane. The record is from RefSeq and is a predicted model, not a curated record. The coding region runs from base 134 to 496 and encodes 120 amino acids.
AAUUAUCGUAGGUUAAUUGUUAGGAGUGAGAUACCGUCACACGCUCGGCGUGAAAUAUCUAUCGAUAAAAGGAUAGCUCCACUUUCGGAUCAAGGCAGUACCGCGUUUCUCGUUGCGCGAAUAAUUCACUUAAAUGACGGAACCUAUGUCCAAAUACUCCCUCGAGGAGGUGUCAAAAAAUGACGGAACCAACGGAGCUAGAGUGUGGAUAAUAAUCAACGACGAUGUACUCGAUGUUACAAAUUCUCUGGACGAGCAUCCUGGCGGUAGAGACUCUAUAUUGGAAUAUGCAGGUCAAGAUGCGACAAAAGCUUUCAACGACGUCGGUCACUCCGGUGAUGCGCGGAGCUAUUUGAAAGGUUCAAAAAUUGGCGAAUUAAUCGAGGAAGACAAAUUGACUAACAGAAAGAAAAAGAAUCAAUCGGCUGAAAGUUCGACGAAAACUGCGUCUCACAGGAGUGUUUUGUCGAUAGUAUCUUGUGGAUUAUGCGGCUAAUCCGGGAUUCUGAGAAAAAAAGGCAGAUGCUGGUUGCUGCUGUGCUGUUUUUGGUUUAACAUUAACAUAAGCUAUACAUAAUUAACUAUAGUAUUAAUAAUAUUAUUGCCAAUAAUAAUAUUAAUAAUAAUGAUGAUGAUGAUGAUGAUGAUGAUGAUGAUGAUGAUGAUGAUAAUGAUAAUAACGGGCACUAUCCUCAUAUGUGUAAUGUAUAAUUAAAUUAUUUUUGAAUUAUUAUUAUUUGAUAUUCAUCGUCGAUAUUUAAGAGGAUAAAGUAAUAGUUGUAAUAUAUUCAGGGUAAUACGUGAGUGGAAUGAAACAUUGCAAAAA